AGUAAAUAUAGUCAUUAAUCUUUUAACAUGAAUUGCUAAAACUAUUUUUAAACAAAUCAUUAAAAUGACUUAUUAUAUUAAAAAUAACUUACCAUAAAGUUAUUCUUAAAAAUUGAUUUUUGAACCACACGCACCUUAUAAAUUUAUUCUUAUGAUUAGAUUAGUCGUAGACUGUCAACCAAAAGUAUAUAUAUUACUGUAGUACUUAUUAUAUUGGACUUAAGUAAAAGGAAAUUACGCGUAAAGACUAAAGACCACAAAAGAACAAAUCAAACGUUAUUACUGCUUAAAGGCUAAAGCAAAUUAAAAAACAGUUACACAUUUUUAUAGUAAACUUACUUUUAUAUUCUAUUUUCUCUCUUCUAGCAUUUGAUAGGGUAUCCAUUGCAUUGACGCAAACACUUUAAAAUUCACAUGAAAUUCCAUUGCAACUUCCACUCCAACAGCUGCCACAUGAAAACACAGAGCUUUGUCCGCAUUUCUUAUUUCUUGGUUUUAGUUUCUUCAUUUUACGAUUUGUGUCAUACCCCAACACAACCAUAUCUCUCUGUUUCUUCAGCUUCUACGUAUACACACACAAUGGAGUCAACGCAAAACCAAGAUCACACUGCCGUUUCAUACCAGAACGUCGUCGUAAUGAGACACGCUGACCGCCUCGACAACUUCGACCCAUGCUGGGCCUCCACGGCCGCCCGUCCCUGGGACCCACCGCUACUCGAAGCGGGUCGGCUUCGGGCAUUCCAAACGGGUCGGAGUCUCGGACACAGUCUCGGAUACCCCAUUCACAGGGUGUUUGUCUCCCCCUUCCUCCGCUGCGUCCAGACAGCCUCCGAAGUCGUCUCCGCUCUCUCCACCGUUGAUGCCGCGGAAGUCAAGGUGUCUGUUGAAUAUGGAUUGUGUGAAAUGAUGAACAAGGUGGCGUUUCGUAACGAUGUUGCCCCUAAAGAUGGAAAUUGGGGUUUUAAUAUAACACAGCUUGAAGCCAUGUUCCCAACAGGGACAAUGAGUAGUAACGCAGAAAGGGUGGAUAAAGAGCUGCCUCAAUGGGAAGAGUCGUUUGAAGAAACACGGGAUAGAUAUGAGCGCAUAUUUAAGGAGCUUGCAGAUAAAUAUCCUGCUGAGAAUUUGCUGUUUGUUACACAUGGGGAAGGAAUUAAAGUGGCUGUAUCUUCGUUCAGAAAAGAUGCCAAAGUUUAUAAAGUUGGGUACUGUGGAUAUGUACAGCUUGGACGCCCUAUUUUGAAGAAAGAUCAAUCAUUUAUUACUGGAGAAUUUGAUGUACUUACUGAUAGUGAUCAAACUGGUGUAAGCUAUAAUAUUACCAAACCCUCUCACCAAUGACACCAAGUCAAAACCAAUGUAAUUAGCUCUAUUUUCAAUCUGCUCUACCUUCUAACAUUGUAAUUGUAUAAAACUUUUAAAAUAUUACUUUUGAUUUUGUGUCUAA
Messenger RNA from Arachis ipaensis, 1447 nucleotides. RefSeq lists its product as uncharacterized. The record is from RefSeq and is a predicted model, not a curated record. Lineage: Eukaryota; Viridiplantae; Streptophyta; Magnoliopsida; Fabales; Fabaceae.